Molecule: messenger RNA, 282 nt
Organism: Strongylocentrotus purpuratus (purple sea urchin)
Lineage: Eukaryota; Metazoa; Echinodermata; Echinoidea; Camarodonta; Strongylocentrotidae
Product: fibropellin-3-like
Exons: 3
Biological process (GO): Notch signaling pathway
Molecular function (GO): calcium ion binding; Notch binding
Source: RefSeq, a predicted model, not a curated record
GAUUGUACUCCUGACCCCUGUCAGAAUGGAGGAACUUGUACUGAUGGAGUGAACGACUAUACUUGUGCCUGCGUACUGGGCUAUACUGGAAACGAUUGCGAAACAGAUAUCGACGAUUGUACUCCUGACCCCUGUCAGAAUGGAGGAACUUGUACUGAUGGAGUGAACGACUAUACUUGUGCCUGCGUACUGGGCUAUACUGGAAACGAUUGCGAAACAGAUAUCGACGAUUGUACUCCUGACCCCUGUCAGAAUGGAGGAACUUGUACUGAUGGAGUGAAC